Messenger RNA from Hyla sarda, 985 nucleotides. RefSeq names its product apoptosis-associated speck-like protein containing a CARD. The record is from RefSeq and is a predicted model, not a curated record. NCBI's taxonomy places the organism in Eukaryota, Metazoa, Chordata, Amphibia, Anura, Hylidae. The transcript is spliced from 2 exons. Bases 523 to 834 code for a protein of 103 amino acids. Gene Ontology annotation, biological process: regulation of apoptotic process.
UGGCAGAUGACUCGGACCGUACCAGGGAGCGGAGUCUAAGGUGCCGCUGGUUUUCACCAGAGCCCGCUGCAAAGCGGGAUGGACUUGCUGCUGCAGGCGGUACCCAGGUCGCUAUCCCUGGCAUGGCUCGACCACAGAGGCGGCUGAGGAGAUGCGUAGCACAGGAGGGAUAAGGCAGCUCGUAGUCUGGAUAGCAGAAGGUCAGGGCAGGCGGCACAGUAGCGUAGUCUAGAUGUAGCAGGAGGUCAGUAGGCAGGUGUCAGAGGAGCAAGGUCGAGUCACAAAGCAAGAGAUCAGAUACAUGGCAAGGCAAUAACAAGAAUGCUUUCUCUCAGGCAACAAAGAUCCAGCAGGAAACUGAGGAGGGUGGAGGAAUUUAUAAAUGAGCCACAGGUGGAUUACACUAAUGAGCGUACUGGCCCUUUAAAUCUUAAAGCUCAAAUCCUAGGGGAUGGGGACGCCCGUGCCGAAGCAGAGGCGGAGGCAGGAGAAACGCCUGGAGAGUGACGGACUGGGGCUCGCAUGCAGGCGCAUCCUGUGAUGCGAGUCCCAGCCCCGUUGGCAACAGCAGAUGUGGUACAUUUUGUGGAUAGACAUCGUGAUGCUCUGAUAGAGCGGGUGCCUCUGGUGAUGCCGAUCAUCCACGAUCUCUAUCAGCUCUAUAGGCUGCUGACAAAUGAUGAAUAUUACAGAAUCCUCUGCACGAAGCCCGAGAAGCAGAUGGAAGCGCUCUUCUCUUAUGUGGAAUCUUGGAGUAAUGAAGACAAGGAUAAGUUCCUGCAGUCUCUGAGAGAACAUUACAUUUAUCUAGUAAGGAGUCUAGAAGGAAACUAAAGCCUAAUGGAAACUCCUGGGAUCGUGUGAUGCAACUCAUUCCAGCUUCAGCUACAACAACUCAGAACAUGAUGACUCCUCACUAGUUCACUAGUUCCCAUCAGACGCUUGUCCAUGUUGUGGGUUGCUGCAGUGGGGAAAAAAACGGAUU